AUGUCUCCUCAUUAUUAUCAAGCAUAUAUGCAGGCCAUGCAGCCUCCGAUAAAUGCGCAAGGAUAUACCCUAUCGUCGACUUACAUGCUUCAACACACCAGUGGAAGUGCUCCGCGAAAUGUAUCCCGUGAAGCUAGCAAUAAUGUCCCUGCGCGGACUAACGAUAGAAGGCCAGACUCCACCAGUGGCCAAGCGUAUGCUAGUUGGUACCAGCAUGGAAACUGUCGUUGUACUCGUCAAGGUUGUGUCUUUACUGGUUCUAAGAAAUCAGUCGAGAUACAUAUGAUGGACCGCCACUUUAUCUUUCCCCCUGGAUGGCAGAAAAAAGACGAAUGGGAUACCGACCCAAGUCUAAAAGGCAAACCUAUUGCGAUUCAGGGAACAUCUUUAAUCCUCGACUCCCAAGAGGCGAUCAAUGGUUGGAUAGCAGAGCGCAAGAACCGGUUUCCUACUACACAGAAGGUGGAAGACAAGAAGAGGAAGCUUGAGGAAGCCAUCGCGAGAGGCCAGCUGACACCUGAAGACAUUGGCUUACAAGCGAGAAGGAAGCGGAGAAGGGAUGAUUCGUCAUUUCGGGGUCAGCAACCAAGGGGUCGAGGGAGGGGUAGAGGAAUGGGUCGUGGCAGUCACACUAGUUUCAUUGUCUCGAGGACUCCAGAUACAUCAUCACCGAUGAAACCUCAAGCAGCACCUCUUUCCUCAUCAAUUCCUACGGAACAACAGGAUAGAUCUGAUCUAGACUCUAGUUCGGAUGAUGGUGCUCCCGAAGUUGUGUCUUCUAAGCGUCCUCCAGCUGCAGAGGCAGUCUUGGUCUCAACGCCACAGCUCAAGCAAGAACUGCAAUCACAGGCGCCACCCAAACCCAUAAAAAGGCCACCUCAACCUCAACCCAAGCCCCCGCCGCGAAAUCCAUUCGCGUCACGACCUACCUUGCUUAGGAGUUUGCUUCUUCCUGAAAUUCGCAUCACCGUAUCAAACCUGUCUCAAGCGGUUCGAUUUUUGGUUGACAACGACUUUCUGCGAGGAGUAGAGAUGAAGCCCGGCGAGGCGCAGCAGAAAAUGAUUGAAGUACUGGGCAGCACUGGACCCCAACUUCAAACCGCUCUCUCAGAUUCGAAGUCCCAGAUGACUGUCCUAGAGUAG
This is a messenger RNA of Suillus plorans, 1143 nucleotides long. RefSeq lists its product as uncharacterized. Gene Ontology annotation, cellular component: nucleus. Gene Ontology annotation, biological process: box C/D snoRNP assembly. The transcript is spliced from 3 exons. Gene Ontology annotation, molecular function: RNA binding. The coding region runs from base 1 to 1143 and encodes 380 amino acids. Lineage: Eukaryota; Fungi; Basidiomycota; Agaricomycetes; Boletales; Suillaceae. The record is from RefSeq and is a predicted model, not a curated record.